Messenger RNA from Penicillium diatomitis, 2136 nucleotides. It is a transcript of the gene atm1, whose product is annotated as ATP-binding cassette Fe/S cluster precursor transporter ATM1. The transcript has 7 exons. The annotation marks the transcript as partial. The record is from RefSeq and is a predicted model, not a curated record. Gene Ontology annotation, cellular component: mitochondrial inner membrane. Gene Ontology annotation, molecular function: ABC-type transporter activity; ATP binding; ATP hydrolysis activity. Lineage: Eukaryota; Fungi; Ascomycota; Eurotiomycetes; Eurotiales; Aspergillaceae. Gene Ontology annotation, biological process: intracellular iron ion homeostasis; transmembrane transport.
AUGCUGCUGAGAGCCGCUCGCGCUCCAUCUUGGCGCACUGCGCCGCGCACACAUCCGAGCUUCGCCAGCCGGCCACCGUGGAUGAUACCAAAAAAUGCCCUGCAUCGAAGUAUUCGGCUACAAUGGUUUCAUUCGAGUCGUUUCUGUCAAAACCAGUCGACUGAUGGCAAGGAUCCUUCCUCUGCUCGGAACAAGGCUCCAACCGCCGUCACCGGCUCCGACGUAGCUGGCGCAGCUUCCUCUGAGAAACCUGGUGGCAUUACGGCUAAAACAGCCCCGAAAAAGGAUUUAUUGAGCGAAUCAGCUAUCGCGAACAAAGAUCAAAGGCGGGCAGACUGGGCUAUAAUGCGUGAAAUGGCCAAAUAUUUGUGGCCCAAGGAUGACUGGGGCACCAAGCUCCGAGUUGGCACAGCGCUCUCGCUACUUGUAGGCUCAAAGGUUCUUAAUGUUGAAGUGCCUUUCUACUUCAAGAAUAUUGUUGACUCGAUGAAUAUCGAUUUCGCGACGCUGGGUGGGACGGCGUACACUGUGGCGGGCUCCAUGAUCAUUGCAUACGGCGCAACCCGCAUAGGAGCAACUGUGUUCCAAGAACUUCGUAAUGCAGUCUUUGCCAGUGUUGCCCAGAAGGCGAUUCGAAAAGUCGCACGGAAUGUUUUCAAUCACCUCUUACAACUGGAUCUCAACUUCCAUCUGUCACGUCAAACUGGUGGUCUCACUCGCGCCAUCGAUCGGGGUACCAAGGGUAUUAGCUUUUUGCUCACCUCGAUGGUCUUCCACGUUGUACCAACUGCUUUGGAGAUUUCUCUCGUCUGCGGAAUUUUGACCUACCAGUACGGUUUACAAUUUGCAGCCAUCACAGCUACUACCAUGGUGGCCUACACAGCAUUCACGAUUACGACCACUGCGUGGCGCACGAAAUUCCGACGACAGGCCAACGCCGCCGACAACCGCGGUGCCACCGUUGCUGUUGACUCGCUCAUCAACUACGAGGCUGUCAAAUAUUUCAACAAUGAAAAGUUCGAGGUCGCUCGAUAUGAUAAGGCUUUGAAGCACUACGAAGAUGCAUCCAUCAAAGUCACUACAUCGUUGGCUCUUCUCAACUCUGGCCAGAACAUGAUCUUCUCCACUGCGCUGGCUGCCAUGAUGUAUCUGGCUGCUGACGGGGUGGCUACCGGUACCCUCACCGUGGGCGACUUGGUCAUGGUCAACCAGCUCGUCUUUCAACUCUCCGUACCGCUCAACUUCCUGGGGUCCGUGUACCGUGAACUGCGCCAGUCUCUGCUGGAUAUGGAGACUCUGUUUAACCUGCAGAAGGUGAACGUGAACAUCAAAGAGAAGCCAAACGCUCCGCCUCUUACCCUCCGAAAGGGUGGAGAAAUUCGAUUUGAGAAUGUGACUUUUGGCUAUCACUCCGAUCGUCCGAUCUUGAAGAAUGCGACUUUCACCAUCCCCGCCGGCUCGAAGUUUGCCAUUGUCGGCCCCAGUGGAUGCGGUAAGUCUACCAUUCUUCGCCUGCUCUUCCGCUUCUAUGACACCCAAUCCGGCCGAAUCUUGAUCGAUGGCCAGGACGUGCGUGAUGUGAGCCUCGACAGCCUUCGACAGGCUAUUGGUGUCGUCCCGCAAGAUACACCGCUCUUUAACGAUACGAUCGCGCACAAUAUUCGCUAUGGUCGAAUUGAUGCUACUGAUGAGGAGGUUCGACAUGCUGCCGAGCGCGCUCGAAUCAGUGAACUGAUUGAGCGUUUACCGGACGGGUAUGAGACGGCGGUCGGCGAGCGAGGCAUGAUGAUUUCGGGUGGUGAGAAGCAGCGAUUAGCUAUCUCCCGAUUGUUGCUGAAGGAUCCGCAGCUGUUGUUCUUUGACGAAGCGACCUCGGCAUUGGAUACAUACACCGAGCAAGCCUUGCUGCAAAACAUCAACAGCAUCCUCAAGGACAAGCGGCGCACCAGCGUGUUUGUGGCGCACCGACUGCGGACGAUCUACGACAGCGACCAGAUCCUGGUACUCAAGGAUGGUCAGGUGGCGGAGAUGGGAUCACACCGAGAACUACUGGAUCUGGAAGGAGUCUAUGCGGAGUUGUGGAAUGGUACGUUUCGACUCUCUCAGGAGUCGAAUGUCGAGGAUGAGGAGGGAGAA